Molecule: messenger RNA, 270 nt
Organism: Dentiscutata erythropus
Lineage: Eukaryota; Fungi; Glomeromycota; Glomeromycetes; Diversisporales; Gigasporaceae
Source: the annotation of a GenBank genome assembly
ACUUUAUAUUAUACAUCAUUCUCCGGUGUGAUUCCAAAUUCUCAAUUGAUCAUUGUACCUUAUCAACCUCCAAGUGUUUUUGAUCCUUCUACUUGGUCGUUGGAAUUAUUUAUUCAUCCGGGAGACUGGAUACCAUGGGUAUUAUUAGUGUUAAUAAUAUCUACAAUUGUUAUGGCGAUCAUUGUGGUAAUUUUGAAUUGGAUGGAAAAGAGGGAAGAUGAACUAGAAAGGAAGAAAGCUUCGCAUAUGAUUCAUUUUGGUGCUUUGUAA